Molecule: messenger RNA, 1935 nt
Organism: Maudiozyma saulgeensis
Lineage: Eukaryota; Fungi; Ascomycota; Saccharomycetes; Saccharomycetales; Saccharomycetaceae
Source: the annotation of a GenBank genome assembly
AUGACACCUGUAACUUACAAUAUUGAACAACCAACAAAUUUUAAUUUUAUUAAUUUGAAGACAGGUCAAAAAGAAAUACCAUUUGGUGAAUAUUUAUUUCAAAGAAUUCUUGAUGCAGGUACAAAAUCAAUUUUUGGUGUUCCAGGUGAUUUUAAUUUACCUUUAUUAGAAUAUUUAUAUGAACCUCAACUAAUUGAACAAGGUUUAAGAUGGAUUGGUAAUUGUAAUGAAUUAAAUGCAGCUUAUGCAGCAGAUGGUUAUAGUCGGUAUUCUAAUAAAAUUGGUUGUUUAAUUACGACUUAUGGUGUUGGUGAAUUAAGUGCAAUGAAUGGUAUUGCAGGUGGCUUUGCAGAAAAUUCAAAAAUUUUACAUAUUGUUGGUGUUGCAAGAUCUGUUGAUUCAAGAUGUAAAAAUUUUAAAAAGAGAAAUUUGCAUCAUUUAGUACCAAACUUAAUUGAUUCAAAUUUUAAUGGACCAAAUCAUAAAAUUUAUUAUGAAAUGAUUAAAGAUAAAAUUUGUUGUUCUGCAGAAUAUUUAGAAGAUAUUGAUCAAGUUUGUAAUCAAGUUGAUAAAGUAAUUCAAGAUAUUUUUAAAUAUUCAAAACCUGGUUAUAUUUUUGUUCCAGUUGAUUUUGUUAAUAUGACAGUACCAAUCGAUAAUUUAUUAAUAAAUCCAAAAAUUAAUUUAAUUGAUUGUAUAAAACCAUCAUUUGAUGAUGAAAUUAAAAUUAUUGAAAUUACAAAAUUAAUUCAAGAUCAAUUAUAUAAAAGUAAAAACCCUGCAAUUAUUGGUGAUGUCUUAAUUGAUCGUUAUGGUGGUCAAGAAUUAAUUAAUAGAUUAAUUAAUGAAACUCACAUAUGGAAUUUUUCGUCAGUUAAUGGGAAAUCAAUUAUUAAUGAAUCAAAUUCAACUUAUAUGGGACUUUAUAACGGUGAUGAAGGUCCAACAUUGGUUAAAGAAAGAUUUUUACAAUGUGAUUUGAUUUUAAACUUUGGUGUUGAUAAAAAUGAAAUUAAUCAAGGUCAUUAUACUUUUAAAUAUAAACAAGAUUGUCAAUUGAUUGAAUUACAUCCAAAUUAUAUUAGAUUUAGUAAACCAAAUGAUGAUGAUAAUGAUGAAGAAGAAGAUGAACAAAUCUUUAAAGGAAUUAAUUUCAUUCAUAUUCUUAAAUCUUUAGUAGAAUCAAUUGAUGUCGGUCAAUUAAAAUAUCAAUAUCCUGUUUCUAUUAAACCAUUUAAAACUGAAGAAUUAAAUUUUGAACAUGAUCCAAAUUCACAAAUUAUUACUCAAACUUACAUUCAAAAUAAAUUUACAGAUUAUUUAAAUCCAGGCGAUGUUGUAGUCUGUGAAACAGGCUCUGUACAAUUUGCAAUGCGUGAUUUGGUUUUACCAAAUCAAUUAAAAUAUAUUUCACAAGGGUUUUUCUUAUCUAUUGGUAUGGCUUUACCUGCAGCAUUAGGGGUUGGUAUUGCAAUGCAAGAUUACCCACGUAAUCAUUUAUCUAAUAAUGAUAUACCAAACGAUUACGUUCCAAGAUUGAUAUUAUUAGAAGGUGAUGGUGCAGCUCAAAUGACAAUUCAAGAGUUAUCAUCAAUGAUUAGAUUUAAUAUUCCAAUUGAAAUUAUGUUGUGGAAUAAUAAUGGUUAUACUAUUGAAAGAGCAAUUUUAGGACCAACAAGAAGUUAUAAUGAUGUAAUGAAAUGGGAUUGGACCAAAUUAUUACAAGUAUUUGGUGAUUUUGAUGAUCGCACGGAUAGUUGUACCAUUAAUACACCAAAAGAAUUGGCUUAUAAGAUGGAACAAUUGAAAAAAGGUAAUAAGACUAAAAUCAUUGAAUUAAUGGAAAUUAAAUUAGAAACUUUAGAUUACCCAAAACAAUUAAAACAUAUGGUAGAAUCUGCUAAAGUCAAGAACAUAAAAUCAACAGCCAUAUAA